Messenger RNA from Ectocarpus sp. CCAP 1310/34, 473 nucleotides. NCBI's taxonomy places the organism in Eukaryota, Phaeophyceae, Ectocarpales, Ectocarpaceae. The record is from the annotation of a GenBank genome assembly.
AUGGCCUUCCGAGUGGGGGAGGUGCGCGGCAACAACCAGAACUGGAGGACAUGGCGUGGCGGGAGCUAGAACGUUUUCUUCACUGGAGGCCGUCUUCGUUGCACCCCAGGACUCAUUUGUUGCGUUGAUGUCAUGGUGGGGGGAGGCAGUUUUCUGGUGUUGUUAUUUGGAUGGUGAAGUCUGGGUGUCUCCGGUGAAUUCGGUGCUAUCGGAGGAUGAGGUUUCUCGAGGUUCAGUCGUGGUGAUGGGGUUCACUUUUUGAGCCUAGACUAUGUCUUUGGUCCUACUCGGUAGGCGGUACCGAGUCGAUGUUUGAUUGGUGCGUCCAUUGUGUGUAAGCGUGCAUGCGUGGACUUGGUAGGUCCUGUAGGACUUGGUCACAAUCGCUGUCACGAUUGUGAUAAUAACACUUCGAAUAUAGCCAGUGGCGGUAUGUCGGUCUCUUUCACUGGCAUGGAGUUCGCUCUCCAUGC